GGUCUGGACACCAUGUUAACAUGGAUAUAUUUUUUUCACAAAAAUGAAAGCGCAUUAAAAAAAAGAAAAAAGGUCUCGUCCUAAAUCAGCCAAGGACGAGAACCACAAGAAUUGGCUCUGCCCUCUGCGCGAUUCAGUCCACAGCGAACUCUCGCCUGAGUUGGCGAGACUCGAGUCUCAUCGAUUCCCCCCGCCCUGGUGGAAGUGGAACGGCGAUGGAGGAGCGGAUCGAGCGCCUCAUGAACGAAUCCGCUGCUGCUUCCUCCUCCAACUCCGACGAGGCAUCCCUCGACCUCCUCAGGUCAGGUUCCCCCGUCCCUCCUUACCCUCUAUCUGUGCUGAAACCUAAUCAUGUACCAGGCCAGCUGCUUCGUUAGAAACCGCGAUUCGGGGGGCGGGUCGAUAGUGGUAGUGAUUUCUAGAUGAAUUUGCCGGUGGGAUUACAUGCCCCCGUAUGCUUUAGACGGAAUGCGCAAGUCAAGUCAGGUGCGGUGGGGGCUUCCAUGGCGCCGUGCGGGGAAGGCGUACGGCUGCUACUCGGUGGUGACUCUCGGGUGCAGAUUGCCGCAGCGUGAGGGGAGUUGGGCUUGUGCAUGCCGGGGUCCUGCCAUAGGAAUGCUUGGCACCACUUACUGGAUCGGUUCUUCACAGUAGUCGGAAACAACGCCGUGGUGCACGGUUUGAACUAGAUGGUACGCUUCCUUAUGCUACGCGAGAUGUGAGAAAAUGUAAUGCAAGGUGCCUUAGGUCAUAACGAAGGUUAUUGCUCGUGCUCCAGAUUUUGAGGUGAUAGAUUAAAGUAUAUGCUGUUAGUUGAUUGUUCAAUUGGCACUGGGAUGAUCAACUAGCAUUAAUCACCUUACACACGCAUUAAAGAAACCAUUCAUUUGGAAUUUUCCAAAAAGCUUAUGUAUAGAUUCUUCACUCCAUCGGAAUUAUAGGGCCAUUAUGAGUAUAAUUGAUAGUAGUAAAGCACAACAUUCGUUCUGGUCUGGGCUAGCAGUUUCUGCUAUCUGGUUGCUUUACUUUCAGAUAAAUUUAGUUUAAUGACGCAAGGAAAGAUCCCUUCACUAUUAGAUGAGAUGGUCACCAUUUAGCAGAAAAUGUAACAAUUCAUUGAUGCAUAAUUAUUUAGGAAUACAAAUGCUGUGGUUCAUGCCUAUGUUAUUUCUGGGGAGGAUUAUUUGGCUCAGAUAUGCUUCAAUCUUUUAUAAAUAACUCAAGAUCUAUAAAUAUAUUACUCCAAAGAGUGGAAGCCAUCUUGUAGUGGGCAUGCAAAGUCCUUACUAGAAAGCUUUUACCUUGAGAUGCUGAUAAUAUGAUUCAUCAUAAACUUUUGCAUUCACUAUGUGAAUAUUCGCUUUCUUCUAGUGUGAUAGUACAACACAAUGGCCCCUCUUAUUUCUGAGCAUACAACUUAAACUAUAUUACAUUGUGUAUUUCUUCAGGAACUGAAAAUUGUAAUUUGGUCACCUUUUGGACGUAUGAUGAUUCUGUGUUAAUUAAAACUGCUGAUAUUGGUCAGAUGAUUAUGGUAAGAGGAGAAAAUGAUCCUGCUCCAGAAGGAGUUGAGUACAAGCAUGGGCUUACUCCUCCAAUGAGGGAUGCAUGCAGGCAGAGUUGGUUAAUCAAGUUGAGAAGCAUCUCAUCAAUAUUAUGCACGGAGUAUCUGUCAAAUGCCAAUGUAAUCGGAGGCGAGGAAGGCAGUGAUCGUAAGAAAGCUGCAGUGGCUCGUGCAACCAAGCUUGAUGUUCCAGAGCCUGCUGCAAUUGGCGAGGAAGCUGAACCUGAGAGGAGCGACUCGGAUAGUCGGAUGAGUCCGUGGACCUAGAGAAUUGAAGUGGACCUCAAUAGUGCAGCUUCAGUGGGCAGGCGAGCCAGGUUAAACUUUGCAAUUUAAGUCAGAGUGUAUAUCACAACAAAGAUGUCUGUUGACUGUUGUCACUCAUGCAUCUUGUUGACUAUUAUCGAAAAUUAAUCUUAUCAGCAUGUGUGGGAGUUUACUCCUCCGUUGUAGCGUGGGAUGUUGUGUUGAUAUGUGGUAACGACAGUAAGACAUUGAUGCAAAUGCUGUGGGCCUGAGUGCCCUCUUUUGCACGGACAUGAAUCCUGACUUCAAGACUGAAGGCAGAUGUAAACACUAAAUUGUGCCUCACGCUAUACUGAAAUACGGUCCAUCAUUGUAGCUAAUGCACUAGCCGUCACUUAUUUAUUACGGUUGUAGGUGUUCACCAGAUACUGUAGCACCAGAUCCAAUGGCUCAGCUGCAUGUGAAGUCACCUGACUUCAAAAUCCUCCAUAGUCAGAGGAUCUCAAUCCCAGUCGCAGGACGUGCUUCCAAAUCCUCAUUUUGGCUGAUGUCCGUACUGUUCCUAAUACGGUCCACCAGUAGUAGGUUUAGUUCCAUAUUUCUUAUUCUAUUACCCCGUAACAGAAAAACAUCUGUAUACUGUGUAUGCAGAAUAGACUUGACCAUAUAUAUACACACCACUCAGUCAUUUAAAUUUGAAUAUUUAUUUAUUAACUGUGCGUAUUGAAAAGAAACACGAGAUUUUAUACAGAUUCAGAUAUCUUGAUAAUAACCUUAUGUGUUGUCUUUAUUAAACAAAAGCAAUUUUAAUAAGGUGUGUCUAGAUCUAUUUAUAUAAAUUUUGGUGAGUUCUCUCGUAUUCUAAAUAUCUUAUUAGAUGAAUCUAAUCAUAGUUUAAAUCAGUUGUGGAUUUCAAUAAAUUGCUUUUGCUUCUAUUUUACCCCGUAUUGCUUUUGUUUAACGCUUUCUCUGGCUUCUUUUGCCCUUUCUUGGCGUAUCUUAUCUCUUCCUUAUAUAGUCGGGUAAGGAUAUAUCAUAUUUCUAGUAAUUUCUCAAUUGCUAAUUAUCAAGUCCUCGUCAACAAUAAUAAAGUUGGAAGAAACGGUUAGGAUGUAUUUCUGUCUUUUGUUCAAUUUAAUUUUCUUUGAUGCUGUACCACAUUUGUGGGAACGCAAAUCACCAUGUCACAACAAUAUUAACCAAGUCAAAGCAUUCAUAGCUCAAUAUCUGGACUAGGUCUUAGCAGAAAGAGUCAGAUUAAUACUAAAAUUGUCCUUAAAAAACAAAACUUCCAUUUGGUUAUAGUAUCUUGUGACACAGUCCUAAUUUUCGCACGUAUACGUACGGAGUAUAUUAGAUGCAUGUGCAUUGACGUAGCAUAUAGAUAAAUGGGUUAGUAAACCAAUACCUGUGCAAUGAAACGGGUCUGUAACAGAGAAAUAGAUGAUAAAUGUAUAAUUAUUUCUUACGAUUAUAAAAUAUAUAUGGACAAGAUCCAUUGCCGCACUCUAAACGAGGUAAACCUCAGGAAGUUUCUAAAUUAUAACUGUUUUUGUCCUCUAAAUUUGCGAAAGAAAAGAGAUAUUUCGGACUACUGUAUGGUUAAUUAUAGGACGGUACCAAACAUUAGAGAUAGCGCGUCACUAUCUUGUCAUCUUGUGGCCUUAGCUUUAGUAUAGACUUUAGGCUAAGAUUUGACUCUAUGGAGAUUUAUAACUAAACGAGAUGUGAGCUUACGAAGUUAUGAUUAUCGGUACACUUGUUUUGUCCGUCAACCUCAAAGUCUAAUACUCUUGUUGAGCCGAGUCAUGUUAGCUUAUAUACUAUAAGCAGGGAGUAGCUUUCUCAUGACCCCUUCAUCUCAUACAGGGAGAAAUGCUGGUACAUUAUUUCCCCAAUUGCCAAUGAUGUGUAUACUAAUUGAGGCUACCUGGUCAGAUUAAAGCCUAAUGAGAGUUUCUUACCGAAAGAAGCAAUAACACUCAUGGGCUAUAUGCAAUUUAUUUACGCUAGGAUGAGAACCUGCUCACUUCUAUUCAUAGCAUAGACGUUUGAUGAUGGUUUGUACCCCUUGCGAGGGAUUAGAAUGGCUGCCGAGUUUCUUGUCAUGCUCGUUCUUCUCAAACCGAAGACCGGCAAUUUAGGAGUCCUGCCAUUCCUGUGAUUUCAGCUUGUAUCAUUCUUUCUAUUUUCCCUUUCCUUCUCCUUUUGCGAGUGGACAAACAUGUCAGGUCUACAUGACUCCAGUGUUGGUCCUCCUCCUCAUCGUGGAUGCUGCGGUGCCUGUGCCUCUGCGUUGUGCAAGAUGGUGAAGGGCCUUUUACAUGUAGCGAUUGUAUUUAUCCUAUUCCUUAUGAUUUUUCUUGGAUAUGAAGAUUAUGGCUUCAGUGCAAGUAUUACUCUUGAAUCACUGGCAUUCCCUGCCGUUGCUUGCCUAUACUUUUGCACCUCAUCAAAUCGGAAGGAGAGGACAAUUUCCGCAAUAUUUCUUGCUGUACUUGCUGUAGUGAUCGUUGCAGCUGCUCCCAGCGCCAAGGACAAGAUUUCUUCUGUAGCUGUCAUUUUCGUCUGCAAUUGCGUGGCCCUAUCGGUGUACUGCAUCUGGAAGUUUUGUGCACUAGUGAAGCCUUGUCUCCGAUGCCGUCGUGCUCGUGGCGCGGCAGCUGCUGCUGCGGCGGCGGCGCCGCCGCCGCCGCUUUUACCGGUGCAACAAGAAGAAGCAGGGUGUAGUCCCGUGCAACAGACCACGUUCCGCAUCGAGGAGCUGCCGCGGGAGUUCUCGUACGAAGAGAUUCGAGCUGUGACCGGUGACUUCGGAAGUAUGGCGGGGCGUGGCGGCUCCGCCGAAGUCUUCCGUGGCCUCCUCGACGACGGCACGGCGGUCGCCGUCAAGCGGAUCAGCAGCGACAAGCCCGUCGGCGAGGCUGACUUCCUCAGAGAGAUCUCCAUCGUGGCGAACGUGCAUCACCGCAGCCUGGUGCGCCUCCUCGGCUACUGCCUCCUGCGCGGCGGCGCCGGUCAGUAUCUGGUUUACCCGUUCUUCGAGAACGGGUCGCUGGACUGGUGGCUGUUCAACGGCGAGGAGAGGAGGCGCCUCCUGCCCUGGCCGACGAGGCGCCGCAUCGCCGUCGACGUCGCCAGGGCGCUCGCGUACCUCCACCACGAGUGCCACCGGCAGAUCCUGCACCUCGACAUCAAGCCGGCCAACAUCCUCCUCGACGGUGGCCUCCGGGCGCACGUGUCGGACUUCGGCAUCUCCAUGUCCAUCGCAUGGGACCUGACCAGCGUCGACACCUGCGGGAGGGGCACCCCCGGGUACAUGGCACCGGAGAUAUGGGCCAGCGCGCUGUCCUCCAAGUCCGACGUGUACAGCUACGGCAUGACGCUCCUCGAGCUCGUCGGUGGGCGCCGGAGCUUCGUGCCCGGCGGCGCCUCGUCCAACACGCCGAGCUUCUUCCCGUGCGUCGUGUGGGAGAAGAUGGCGCGAGGCGACCUCAUGGAGGUGGUGGACGCGGCCAUGGCGUGCGUGGACGAGGGGGAGGUGGAGGCGGUGGUGAAGGUGGCGCUCUGCUGCGUCCAGCACCAGCGGAACAUGAGGCCCAGCAUGCUAACUGUUAUGGACAUGCUCGAAGGACGUGUCCCCGCCGAUCUGCCGCCGGAGAGCCGUCCGCCGUCCGUCGUGAAUUUCACGGAGCCACUUUGGUCGCCAGCCACGCACGAUCGGUGACAAUCAGGCCUCUUUAUUUCAAAAAUUUGUACUUUUAAAGUUCCACAGCAACUUGUCCGUAUAUUGCACAUCUGCACUUAGCAGACAGUGUACAGAAGA
Messenger RNA from Phragmites australis (common reed), 5636 nucleotides. RefSeq names its product probable receptor-like protein kinase At5g20050. Gene Ontology annotation, molecular function: protein kinase activity; ATP binding. The transcript has 4 exons. The record is from RefSeq and is a predicted model, not a curated record. Gene Ontology annotation, biological process: protein phosphorylation. NCBI's taxonomy places the organism in Eukaryota, Viridiplantae, Streptophyta, Magnoliopsida, Poales, Poaceae. Bases 4035 to 5537 code for a protein of 500 amino acids.